Molecule: messenger RNA, 1140 nt
Organism: Amphibalanus amphitrite
Lineage: Eukaryota; Metazoa; Arthropoda; Thecostraca; Balanomorpha; Balanidae
Product: angiopoietin-related protein 6-like
Exons: 2
Coding region: 1-1140 (379 amino acids)
Source: RefSeq, a predicted model, not a curated record
AUGCGUGUGUUCGAGCCAGCGGUGCACUCGCAGCUGCCUUCCUCUAUGGUUCUGGCCGAGUUCACCGCCGCCUCGGAGUGCGCCUGCCAGCAGGCUUGCCUCGCCAGACACGACUGCCUCAGCGUCAGCAUCACCAAAGAGGUUGUUGAUUCUGAAAACAGCGUCGUUAGGCUGGCAUCAAACAUCGGUGAGGAUGGCGACAGAACCCCGUCUGAGCAGAUCACCUCUAGCCCUAUUACGUGUCGUCUGGGCCGUCGGCGUGGUCACGCGGAGCUGAACCUGCCGUCCAUCUCCAGUGUGUUCUGGGAGCGCAUGGGCCGCAGCCACCUGGGCGACUUCUGCUCACACUUCUCCGAGUGCGUCACCGCCGGCGCCGUCUGCCACGACAACACGUGCGUGUGCGCGGCCGGGCUGCGUGCCGACGGCAGCUGCCACUGUCUGGAGAGAGCCGCCGGCGAGCCGUGCUGGUUUCAGACGUGCGACCAGGUGCGCUCGGCCGGUGUCCAAGAGAGCGGCGUCUGUCUACUGCGACACCCCACCGAGGAUGAUGGUCACCGGGAGUUCUGGGCGCGCUGCGAAAUGGCCGAGGACGGCCACGGCUGGACGGUGAUCCAGGCGAGAGAUCUGGCUAUCCAGAACGGCGGUAACUUCAACCGCUCCUGGAACGAGUACCUGAGGACGUUCGGCAGCGUCUCCGACAACCACUGGCUCGGACUGCGCAACAUUCGCGAGAUCAUACAGCUGGGCGGCGGCGAGCAGGCGCUGCGCAUCGCCCUGCAGGACGAGAGCGGCGCCUGGGACUACGCCGUGUACGACACCUUCCGGCUGGCCCCCGAGGAGCAGGGCUUCACCCUGACCGUGGACGGCUACCAGUCGUCCCUGGGCGGUCUCGGCGCCGCCAUGAGCGCCACGCACUAUGAUUGUAAGUUUUCCACUUACGACAAGGACCAGGACUCGACGGAGAACAACUGUGCCCUGCGUCUCGGCGGUGGCUGGUGGUACCUCCGGUGCAGGGGCGUCAGUCUGAACGGCACCCCGAACGAGUCGAGGCUGUACCGGCCCAGAGCCAUGUACUGGCCCGACUGGGGAGAAAAGAAGAUCGUCAAGUCGCUGAUGAUGAUCCGUACGGCCAAGGAUUAG